Haemorhous mexicanus (house finch) is the source of this 842-nucleotide messenger RNA. RefSeq names its product transmembrane protein 252 (gene TMEM252). The record is from RefSeq and is a predicted model, not a curated record. NCBI's taxonomy places the organism in Eukaryota, Metazoa, Chordata, Aves, Passeriformes, Fringillidae. The transcript has 2 exons.
UUCCUAAAGUAGGUAGAAGGUUACAAAUUAAUCUCAAAAGAGUUUAUAAGUCUUCAAAGAGUUAAUGAGUAGGUUAAAACUGCCUGCUUCUCUUAACUGUCUACAGGCCAGUUGGUCCCAUAGCAUAUAAAGUACCCAACGUGAAUAUGAGAAGUACAGCAGAGAGAGCCAACAAACAGACAGCAGACAGGAGCAAAGGGCUGUGUCUUCUGCAAAAGAUGCCAAAAGGUCUUUUUACUUUCAUUCGUCUUUUUAUGCUCUUACUCAGUUUCUCCACUAUUUGCCUGGGAGUACUUUGCAUGUCCACGAAUUCCUCCAUGUGCAGAUGUGGGAGCAACAAGCUAGUGUUUUAUUGCCUGCUAGCUUUGGGGCUCUGUCUCCUUGUUACUGGCAUUUUCUGGAGCACUUUCCACGAAGUCCUGACAUACAGGGCCCUUGGCAUCUUCAUUCGAUAUCCCAGCCACAGAGAACCACAUGUCUGCACCAUAGACAGGCCUGACUUCUAUCCUCCCUCUUAUGAAGACAGCAUAGAUCCUGAAAAGCUGGUCUCCCCACUGUCAGUUGCCUCCACAAUAAAGCAGCAAGAAUUCAUCAAUAUUCCUCCUCCUCCAUACAGUGAAAGCAGUGCAGAGUUUGUCAGUGAAACAAAUGAGCAGGAACAGCCACCACCAUACAAAUUAUCUCUGGAGCAACAGCAAACAGCUGGCCAAGACCCAGGCCCCAGAAGGGGGUUAAAUUCUCAUACAUUCAUGCAAGAAAUCAGUUGCCAACAGGAUACAGAUUUCCAGAGGACCUCAGGAAGAGCAACACCUGCCAAAACAUGAGAGACAGGCAGCCAGUAA